This is a messenger RNA of Cydia amplana, 793 nucleotides long. RefSeq names its product glutathione S-transferase 1-like. NCBI's taxonomy places the organism in Eukaryota, Metazoa, Arthropoda, Insecta, Lepidoptera, Tortricidae. The coding region runs from base 14 to 793 and encodes 259 amino acids. Gene Ontology annotation, biological process: glutathione metabolic process. The transcript is spliced from 7 exons. Gene Ontology annotation, molecular function: glutathione transferase activity. The record is from RefSeq and is a predicted model, not a curated record.
CAUAAUUAUUAAAAUGGGGGGUUCAUCUAGUAGGCCUCUAACGACUAGUUUAAAGCACUGCACUCUGUGGAAAGCAGACCGCAGCCCUGCGUGUCGUGCAGUCUUGAUGGCAUUGGAUGCUAUGAACAUCGAUGUUCAUGAAGUAGAUGUCAACAUGGAUAAAGAAGAACAUAAAAGUCCUGAAAUACUUUCUAUGAACCCUCUUCAAACAUUGCCGAUUUUAAAGGAUAGAGAUUUAAUAAUAAGUGAUAGCCAAGCCAUCACGACGUACCUGGCGUCCCGGUAUUGCACGGAGAUGAGCAAGUUCCUGCUGCCGCCGGGUCCUUCCAGUCGCGCCCUUGUCGACCAAUUCCUGCACUUUAACAGCAGCGUGCUUUACCCGCAGUACAAGGCGGCUUCUAACCCAAUUCUGCAUGGCACACUGCGCAUUGUAGACGAGAAGACGAACGACGAGAUCCAGUGUGCGUACGCUGACAUGGAGCGUAUGCUAGCAAAGCGAGCGUGGUUCAGCAGCGGCAACUGGCCUUCUCUCGGCGACAUUUCGCUCGCCGCCACCGUCAGCACUCUCGACGUACUCGUGCCCAUCGAUGUCAGCAAUUUUCCCAAGCUAUCCUGUUGGCUGCAUCGCAUGGCUGAGGAGAAGUUCUUCUGCACUGCUAACAAGAAAGGACUCUCAGAAUUCAAGAGAAGAAUAGAAUGUGGCAAUUGUUUCAAUCACAAUGAAUCCAAAUAUCCACGGAACUCUGAAGAUCGUCGGAACAACAUUUCAACUACGGAACCUACAACCACAUAG